Exophiala xenobiotica is the source of this 690-nucleotide messenger RNA. RefSeq lists its product as uncharacterized. The record is from RefSeq and is a predicted model, not a curated record. The coding region runs from base 1 to 690 and encodes 229 amino acids. The transcript is spliced from 2 exons. Lineage: Eukaryota; Fungi; Ascomycota; Eurotiomycetes; Chaetothyriales; Herpotrichiellaceae.
AUGAAGUAUCUAGUUGCUGCCGCCUCUCUUGCCCUGGCUUCGGCCGUAUCUGCUGCCCCAAGCUGGGCCGACUGGGUCUCUUCCUCGUCUUCCUCUUCCUCUUCGGACACGGUCACCUGCCCGGACGUCGUCUGCCCGACCGAUAGCUGCCUCCAACAGUCCGACGCCGAGGACAUUGUCAGCAAGUUCAUCACCAUCAUCCAACACAAGGACAUCGACGUGGCCAACGCGACUGCCCAGGCCUUGCUUGCCGAUAGCUUCUUUGAGAAGAGUGACUCGAUCGACAUCCUUGCAGGAAUUCCGGUCUGUUGCACCACCCACCCAAUGAUUGAAAAUCCUGCCUGUAACUGCAUGGGAGAGAACAAUUUGACUGACAGAGAGAAAUUCUUCCAGCUCGGCACCGACAGUUUCUCCAGCAAGGCGGCCUACAUCGCUGGCGUCCUCAGCGAAGAUGGCCCGACCAACGUCACCACCAUCCAGGUCAUGCCCGCUGGCUGCAACAACGUUCUUUGGUACUGGAUGAUGUAUGUCGGACUCAACCAGCUCCCCGUGCGUGGCAUGAACCUCAUGCAAGUCAACGACGACAAGCAACUUCUGGGCCAGUUCCUCGAAUUCAGCAGCGUUGCCUGGGGUAUUGACACUGGCUACUCCUGCAGCGCUCCUGGCGGCCAGCCGCUUCCUCUCGUCUAA